AUGAAGGAGUUCCCUCGGAAAUUCCUCAGCUUGCGCGACAAGAAUGGCGCAGGCCGUAGAUCUAAGUCGGCAACACCAGCGCCGCCUGUACCAGCAACCUCUGACAACGCCAACAAGAACAAGCCUCGUCCGCUUUCUGCAGGCGCCUUCAUGGCCAUGUUCAAGACAGACAACGCCAAGCCAGGCGCCAAAGCAGAUGCAGAGAAGGAAAAGGACACAGCAAGAGUCGAGGAGAUUCUACGACGGCUUGACGAGCUCAACAUAACAAAUGUCACCGCUGACCACAUCAACGACAUCAUGGCCACCAAGUUCGCCGACCACGACCCGAAAAAGACGGUCGAAUUCAUCGACAUGGAGCAGAAGGCGGCAGCUGGCAUCAUCACCCCUUACGACCCAAGCGUGGAAAUGGUUGGUGCCGAGAAUCGCGGCAACGUAACGUGUUACUUGGACGCCCUGCUCUUCUCCAUGUUUGCCAAGCUUGACGCUUUUGAGUGCAUGCUCAAGAAUGAGUUUCCUGAGGAAGACAACCGCAAUAAGCUCGUCACUCUCUUGCGCAUGUGGGUAAACAUGCUGAGGACUGGAAAGCUAGUACACACAGAUCUGACCAAGCUGAUCCAGGACGCCUUGGCUGACUGUGGCUGGUCAGAUGCUCGGAUGCUCGAGCAACAAGAUACUUCGGAAGCUUUUGCUUUCAUCACGGAAACUCUACAGCUACCCCUCCUAUCAUUGCAGGUCGACCUUUUCCACCAAGGCAAGAAGGAUAAGGACGACCACAAGGUUGUCUACGAACGUCUCCUGAACCUUGCCGUACCCCCGGAUCCCGAAGAUAAGGGAAUCAAGUUGGAGGAUUGUCUCGAGGAGUACUUCAACGCCCAGGUCGACGUCAAGCGAGACAGCGAAGAUGGGAAGAAGCUCGGCGUGGAAGAUAGGAGCUACAGCGAGCCACCAACGCUGAAGCAUAGGGAUACUAUUCGGAUCAUCACCGAGGAAAGGGGCGAACCAUCAACACCCAUCACUGCCUCCCCGACGACUAUCACUCCCAUCGAGAGGACACCCACCGCCGAGAAAGGGCCGAUUCUUGGGGGCCACGACGUCAAGACCAAAGAUGGCGAUGUUCCUGAUGAUGAGGAGGUGGGUGAAGUCACCACCAUCGAAAUAGCACAGGAACGCAAGCCAUCCGUUCGAGCAAGGUCAACAAGUGUUAUCCAGCGUGUCGUUCUCGAUGAGCAGGGUCGUCCAUCUACCCCUGACAAUAUCACGGUACUCCAAAAGGCCAUGAGAAAGGGCUCGACUGUGGUCAAGGCCGUAACAAUCCCUGCGUGGCAAUUUUUCAGACUUAUUCCAUGGCAUGCGUUGACAAGCUCUGAGCCCCGAAACAACGUCGACGUUGCCCUGAACUUUGACCAACGACCAGUUGUAGGCAUCUGCCUCAAACGUUAUGCCAUGACCGAGUCGGGUCACCCCAAGCGUCAUAACACCUUCAUCGACAUACCUGACAGCCUCAGGCUCCCGCACUUUAUGCUCGCUGACGAGAUCAAGACGGAGGAGGAAUCGAAUGUCCUUAACAUGGAGUACAAGCUCGUUCUUCAAUCCGUCAUCUGCCAUCGUGGUGAUUCGUUACAAAGUGGACACUACAUCGCGUUCGCCAGAGUUGCCCCCAAGCUCCUGAAGGAUAACCGGCGGCACAAUUUCGAUCCUCCCCCGGAUUACGAGGAGGCUCAAUGGGUCAAGUUCGAUGACCUACAGAUCGAGAACCGUGUCACCUACGUCGACGACAUCAAGAGGGCCCUAAGAGAAGAGAUGCCGUAUCUGCUCUUUUAUCAGAUCGUACCAAUGGUCGACGUUGCCCCUCCUUCUGUCGACGACACCGAAACUGAGCCGCCAUCAUAUAACGAGUCCAAGGUUAGCAUCGAGCUGCCUCCCACACCAACCCGAAGCAACCAACUGGGAAUCUCGGGCCAGGACGAGAGCUACUUUGACAAUACUCCAACCAUUGAGAGCUCUCAGCUAUAUCCCAGCAAACCACCGAGCAUUCGGCUCUCUUCAGACAGCGAACGCCCCCCUAGAAGGAGUGGUGAGGGUGCAGAUUUCCACCAGGGAUCUCUCCUCGGAGAUUCUCGUCGCCCUAGCGUGGUCUGGACGGACUCGACUUCUCCAACCCCCAACUCUCACUCUCCAGCCGUGACACCCAACGAAGAAUCUACGGCAUCCAGGUUGUCUCGCGCGGCAUCGCGGUUCGCCAAGGUCAACAGGAGUCGACCAAGCAGCCAGAACGGCGACAAUCGUAUCAGCUUUUCAAUGAGCCGCUUGGGAGGGCUCAUGCGGCCAAGCAAGGAGCCUUUGGUGGAUCCCAAGGCUGACCCCAAGGCAGAUCUCAAGGUGGAUUCCAAUCCUCUUGGGAUGUCCUCGGCCAACUCUACAGGAGUUUUGACCAUGGAGCUAUCCAAGGAGUCCAAGAGCAGCACCGAUGGAGCUGAAGCACCUGCCGAGCCAGAGGCCGAGCCUCAUCACCAUCACCAUGGUGGGAAGCAUGGCCAUAAGCGAAUCAAGUCCAAGGAUAAGAUCAAGAACAAGAACAACCCCCAACCAGAGCGAGAAUGCACGGUGAUGUAA
Fusarium keratoplasticum is the source of this 2613-nucleotide messenger RNA. RefSeq lists its product as uncharacterized. The record is from RefSeq and is a predicted model, not a curated record. Bases 1 to 2613 code for a protein of 870 amino acids. NCBI's taxonomy places the organism in Eukaryota, Fungi, Ascomycota, Sordariomycetes, Hypocreales, Nectriaceae. Gene Ontology annotation, biological process: protein deubiquitination. Gene Ontology annotation, molecular function: cysteine-type deubiquitinase activity; cysteine-type endopeptidase activity. The transcript has 5 exons. Gene Ontology annotation, cellular component: nucleus; cytosol.